AUGCGCGGAUGGGCGCAAGGAGGACGCUCGAACGGCCAGCAGCCACAGCAGCAGCAGCAGAGCGGCGGAAUGGGUGGGACCAGAAUGGGCGGCGGCGGAAUGGGCGGGAGCGGAAUGGGCGGCGGCGGAAUGGGCGGCGGCGGCAUGGGUGGCGGCGGAAUGGGCGGCGGCGGAAUGGGCAGCGGCGGAAUGGGCGGCGGCGGCAUAGGCGGCGGCGGAUUGGGCGGUGGCGGAAUGAGCGGCGGCGGAAUGGGUGGCGGCGGCAUGAGUGGCGGCGGAAUGGGCGGCGGCGGAAUGGGCGGCGGCGGCAUGGGUGGCGGCGGAAUGGGCGGUGGAGGAAUUGGCGGCGGCGGAAUGGGCGGCGGCGGCAUGGGUGGCGGCGGAAUGGGCGGCGGCGGAAUGGGCGGCGGCAGCAUGGGUGGCGGCGCAAUGGGCGGCGGCGGAAUAAGCGGCGGCGGGAUGGGCGGCGGCGGAAUGGGCGGCGGCGGAAUGGGUGACAGUGGCGGAAUGGGAGGGGGAAUGGGCGGACCUGGUUCCUCUGCUCCCGGAUCACAAGCAUCCAUGGGUCCUUGGGGAGGCAUGGGCGGCGAUGGAAUAGGCGGCGGCGGAGUGGGCGGCGGCAGAAUGGGAGGGGGCAUUGGCGGACCUGGGUCCUUUGCUCCCGGAUCACAAGCAUCCAUGGGUCCUAGGGGAGGCAUGGGCGGCGGCAGCAUGGGCGGAGGCGGGAUGGGCGGCGGCGGAAUGGGCGGCGGUGGCAUGGGUGGAGGUGGAAUGAGCGGCAGCGGAAUGGGCGGCGGCGGAAUGGGUGGCGGCGGAAUGGGCGGCGGCGAACUGGGAGGGGGAAUGGGCGGACCUGGUUCCUCUGCUCCCGGAUCGCAAUCAUCCGUGGGUCCUAGGGGAGGCAUGGGCGGCGAUGGAAUGGGCGGUGGCGGCAUGGGUGGCGGCGAAAUGGGCGGCGGCGGAAUGGGCAGCGGAGGCAUGGGUGGCGGCGGAAUGGGCGGUGGUGGAAUGGGCGGCGGCGGUAUGGGUGGCGGCGGAAUGGGCGGCGGCGGAAUGGGCGGCAGCGGCAUGGGUGGCGGCGGAAUGGGCGGCGGCGGAAUGGGCGGCGGCGGCAUGGGUGGCGGCGGAAUGGGCGGAGGCGGAAUGGGCGGCGGCGGCAUGGGUGGCGGCGGAAUGGGCGGUGGCGGCGGCAUGGGUGGCGGCGGAAUGGGCGGUGGCGGAAUGGGCGGCGGCGGAAUGGGCGGCGGCGGCAUGGGUGACGGCGAAAUGGGCGGAGGCGGAAUGGGCGGCGGCGGCAUGGGUGGCGGCGGAAUGGGUGGCGGCGGCAUGGGUGGUGGCGGAAUGGGCGGCGGCGGAAUGGGCAGCGGAGGCAUGGGCGGCGGAGGCAUGGGCAGCGGAGGCAUGGGCGGCGGAGCAAUGGGCGGCGGAGGCAUGGGCGGUGGAGGCAUGGGCGGGUCAGGGUGGGUUGCUCCAGGGUCGCAGGCAGCAACCGGCCAGGGUGGACCUGGGAUGGGCGGAGGGAUGGGCGGAGGGAUGGGCGGAGGGAUGGGGGGAGGGAUGGGCGGAGGGAUGGGCGGAGGGAUGGGUGGAGGGAUGGGGGGAGGGACGGCCGGAGGGAUGGGAGGGUCUGGGGGCAACAUGGGAGGCGGCAUGGGCGGACCACAGUAG
This is a messenger RNA of Closterium sp. Yama58-4, 1668 nucleotides long. Lineage: Eukaryota; Viridiplantae; Streptophyta; Zygnematophyceae; Desmidiales; Closteriaceae. The record is from the annotation of a GenBank genome assembly.